UCUAGAUAAGCCUUCUGGCUCCUAAACUGAUGUAACUGCUUGCCUUGAGUCUUAAACCUGGCCAGAAGUUCUAUACUCUAAGUCACCUGCUUCAACUUUAUUGUGAGCAGCCAACCACAACUGAAGCCUUCUGGGAAGAAAAAUGGAUAUGUAAUUGCUUGGAGUGCAAAAAGCAUCUAUAGGGCUGUGGGCUCUAAACUGCCAUCAUGGGGAAUGUGAUGAAAAGGGAGGAAGAGAAAAGGACAGCGUCAAACAGCUUGGACUCCGUGUCUAAAGACUGUGACAGCCUUGUGGUGCUCUCUGAUUAUCCCUGCCGUGACAUUAGUGAACCAAUUUUUAGGAUGGGGGACAGACUCAUUGGUCUUUCAGAAGAUGGUUGCUGGUGGAAAGUCCGCUCUCUACAAACAGGAUCUGAGAACUACAUUCCCAAUAAUCAUGUGGCAAAGGUCUAUCACGGAUGGUUGUUUGAGGGGGUUGAGAGGCAGAAGGCAGAAGAUCUUUUGUCACUGCCUGGUAAUGGCGUCGGAUCUUUUCUCAUUAGAGAGAGUCAGAGAGAAAAAGGUGUGUAUUCUCUCUCUGUGAGACACAGGACCAUCAAGCACUAUAAGAUAUUUCGUAUGACUAAUAGCUGGUACUACAUCUCACCACGGCUUACCUUCCAGUGUCUGGAGGAUAUGAUCAAUCACUACUGUGACUCUUCAGAUGGUAUAUGUUGCGUUCUCAGCACUCCUUGUCUGGCUCUAUCCAACCCUGUCCCAAGCUCAACCCAGGAAGCACCCCCUGUGGUAAUGCGCCAUAACUUGGAUUGGAAGAAAGUGAAUAGAUCACAGUUGAUGAGCCCAGGUGAGAUGGAUGCAUUGGACAACAAAGAUAACAUGUUGAGCUACGGGUUGAGGAGCAGCAUAGCCGGCUAUCUGUCUUUAACAUCAAUACCUAAUGCUGGGCAGUCCAAAGACCGCAAAAAGAAGAGCAAAUCUGUCUAUGUCAUGCCUGAUCACAGUAAUAUGGCUAUAGAUGAGGACAUUUAGCACAUGACCUAUGACACAGAUCUGCCAACACAUGAUAGAUGGACACAGUAUUUUUUGACUUCAAUAUUAUACACAUUUCAUUCUUAUAAACACUGAAUCUGAAAACUAUAUUAUUGGGAUAUGCAGCAAUAGAAUGUUAGAGAGUAAUAGUUAUUGUUCGAUACUUAAACUGCUUGCAGUUUUAUCGAUAUUUGUGGAUGUGUGUGAAUACAGAAGUAUUGGAUUUUUUAAUGUACAUUUGUCAAAAGCCACUGUUUCAAACUUGUCAGUGACACUUUUUUUGAAAGUGGAAACUGAUAUUUCUCUACUUAUCUUUUAAUAAAUCUUACCU
This is a messenger RNA of Xyrauchen texanus (razorback sucker), 1359 nucleotides long. Its product is annotated as src-like-adapter. Bases 207 to 1028 code for a protein of 273 amino acids. The record is from RefSeq and is a predicted model, not a curated record. NCBI's taxonomy places the organism in Eukaryota, Metazoa, Chordata, Actinopteri, Cypriniformes, Catostomidae. The transcript is spliced from 8 exons.